Messenger RNA from Wyeomyia smithii (pitcher-plant mosquito), 845 nucleotides. It is a transcript of the gene Alg13, whose product is annotated as UDP-N-acetylglucosamine transferase subunit ALG13 homolog. Gene Ontology annotation, molecular function: hexosyltransferase activity. The coding region runs from base 182 to 694 and encodes 170 amino acids. Lineage: Eukaryota; Metazoa; Arthropoda; Insecta; Diptera; Culicidae. The transcript has 2 exons. The record is from RefSeq and is a predicted model, not a curated record. Gene Ontology annotation, biological process: dolichol-linked oligosaccharide biosynthetic process.
AACUCGCGCAUGACGAUUGAAGUAAACAAUAACUUCAAUCGCUGAAAUUUCUUCUCUUCAAUGACUGCUUAUUACCUUCAUGGCCUGAUCGUUUAUGUUCCACGAAAUUCAACUAGAUUAGGCUUAUUGCGUUUUUUCGUUAUUGUUUUUUUCAGUUCCCCUAGUAAUUUUGAAAACAAAUAUGAAACGAGCUGCUUACGAGAGAGUUUUCGUUACUGUCGGAACGACUAAGUUCGAGGAGCUAAUUGAUAAAGUGACUGAUCCUACAGUAGUUAAUGAAUUGCGACGAUUAGGUUGCCGUAAACUGCACCUCCAGAUCGGACGUGGCAAGCGUCCAAUCAUAUCAAAAUCAGUUUUGGGUAGUGAUAUUGAAUUAAAAUUUUUUGAUCUAAAGACCAGCAUAGCGGAAGACAUUCAGCAAGCAGAUCUAGUAAUCAGUCAUGCAGGUGCCGGCAGCUGUAUUGAAGUUCUUGGUGCAGAAAAACCGCUUAUUGUGGUAAUUAAUGAUCGAUUAAUGGACAACCACCAAGCGGAACUUGCAGAACGACUGUCGCAGGAAGGCUAUCUGUUAUACUGCACAUGCUCUACGCUGAGCACAACUUUGGCAGAAAGAAACUUGGAUCAGCUUAAGAAAUUUCCACCGGGUACUCCCGCAAAAUUCACUAGUUAUUUGGAUGCAUUUAUGGGUUAUUAGAAAUUAGCGUGAGUGUUUCAAUAAUUAAUGUGUUACAAAUAUCAAUAUGGUAAUGGGUUAUCACACUUAUAAAAGUUCGUAAAGAUACCUAUGUGGGAAACAAUCAGAAAGCUGUCUUUUGUCAAAUAAAAGGUACGCAAACCAACUUCAA